UCAGAGUGUUGGGGUUCUCCGGGGGCUGGCUAUAUAAAAGUUCCACUUAGAGUUUUAACUAUCAAUCUUUGAAGACACCUAACCAACAUGGCCAGAACCAAGCAGACCGCUCGUAAGUCCACCGGUGGCAAAGCCCCCAGGAAGCAGCUCGCCACCAAGGCUGCCCGUAAGAGCGCCCCGGCCACCGGCGGCGUGAAGAAGCCCCAUCGUUACAGGCCCGGGACCGUGGCCCUGAGAGAGAUCCGUAGGUACCAGAAGUCCACCGAGCUGCUGAUCCGCAAGCUGCCCUUCCAGCGCCUGGUGAGGGAGAUCGCUCAGGACUUCAAGACCGACCUGCGCUUCCAGAGCUCCGCCGUCAUGGCUCUUCAGGAGGCCAGCGAGGCUUACCUGGUCGGUCUGUUCGAGGACACCAACCUGUGCGCCAUCCACGCCAAGAGGGUCACCAUCAUGCCCAAAGACAUCCAGCUGGCCCGCCGUAUCCGCGGAGAACGCGCCUAAACGGACCUACUUCCAAACACCCAAACGGCUCUUUUCAGAGCCACCUACUUAUUAUAAAGAACCAUCCCUAUAUACUUAGCCAUAAUGCAUCACCACUAUCACACAGACUUAAACUAAGAACUAUUCAAAUAAUUGAGACGGAUAUUAAAUGAUAUGCAUGUUAUGUAAAGAUUGCAACGCAAA
Messenger RNA from Gadus morhua (Atlantic cod), 681 nucleotides. RefSeq names its product histone H3. The transcript has a single exon. Gene Ontology annotation, cellular component: nucleosome. Bases 88 to 498 code for a protein of 136 amino acids. NCBI's taxonomy places the organism in Eukaryota, Metazoa, Chordata, Actinopteri, Gadiformes, Gadidae. Gene Ontology annotation, molecular function: structural constituent of chromatin; DNA binding; protein heterodimerization activity. The record is from RefSeq and is a predicted model, not a curated record.